AUGUUUUUGAGAAAGAAACCUCCACAAAUAUCGACACUAGACGAGCUUCAACAAACGUACAAUGAUUGUUGCAACUUGACAAUAAAAAAUUUAACGUUGGAAGAGGAAAAUAAUGUGGAAGAUGCCUUGAAGGGUUGGAAGAGUUUGCAUACCUCAUUAUUAUACAAAUUGGAUAUAUUUGAUAAAAUGGGCUCAAAAUUGAAUCCCGAAGAAAAAACAAUCUUGGGUGAAUUGAAGGGAAUUCGUGAUGAAAACAUCAAGCAUUUGAUACGUGUACAGUUACGAUUAGAUGAAGUGAAUCGAAGAAAGCACAGAGAAGCAAAUCAUUCUUAUCAUACUACUGGAGGAGCACCACCCCCACCGCCACCUCCGAGAUCAACCGUGAGCAAUAGUUCAAGCAAUAUCAGUGUGCCACCAACACUAAGAAAUUCGUCGUCACUUUCAGCAUCAGCAAGUGGAUCAGCUUCCAGACCUAUGAUGAAAUCAUUGCGCCCACAUUCGAAUGGACAUAGUGCAUCGUCGUCUUCAUCACUAUCCAAAACUCAUGCCAAAUUGAAGCCGAAAUUGGUUCAAGAAGCAUCAACGGCAGCAAGUGCGUCAUGGACCAAACCUCUAACAACACAACAAAAAUAUCACAUAUCAAAAUCAAAUUUGAAGAGUAAACAAGAUGAUUUAUUUCAAGAUUUUGAUCAGGAUACAUAUACUCCCAAUCGAAGUGAUAGUGGUAAUUGGGAGAAAUUUGCCAAUUCUAGAUCAUCAUCUGGAUUAUCGGAAUAUUCAAAUGACGAAGAAGAAGAAGAAGAAGAAAAGGGGGCUGAUUACAAUUUAAUUGAUCUAGAUGAUUAUAAUGGCACUGGAAACCUAUCACAUUCUAUGGAUGAUCUAACAAUAAAACCAGUGAUUAGUCCUAAAGAUAUAUCAUCAUCAUCAGCAGCAUAUACAGCAUCACCACAACAACAUACUUACGCCCCACUGCAUUCUAAACCACUGACAGGAAGUACAAACAAAUCAAAUGGUUUAUUGAGACCAACCCAACCGAUUGAGCAUAUUUCUAAAAGUACCUCGGAUAUAAGAAGCAAACCAAAAACUCCAUACGUUUAUAAUAAACCCAAGCCAUUGAAUAUUCAAAGACUAAUGAAACAGCUGGUUGCCCAAUCGAAAUCAAUACCAUCAUCAACGAGCAAGCCCGUAACCACAAGUAAAGUUGCUGCUACUACCGCCAGUAAAACUGCAAAACCAAAACCCAAGUCAAAUAUUACAUAUAAUUUUGUUCGUGCCCCGGCGCUGGGAAAACCCAAAACAGCAAAUUUAAGUGGUGGUAAUAGACCCCGAACUAAUGGUGGAUCAAUUGCUGCUGUCAAUAAACAGGGAACUAAACAAACGCCAACAUCAGCACGACGUCCGAGUAAGCCAACAGAAGAUGAGCAACUCAAUAGCCCUACAAUGGAUGAUUUACUUAGUGGAUAUGAAGAUAACCAUGACAAUGAUUUAGAUGAAGACGAUAACUUCAAGACCUUGAUUUUAACCAACGAAAAACACCAAGAUAAGUUGAUUUCAUCUAUCAGGGGCAUUGAUCCUACUGCCGCGAAGCAGAUUUUAAAUGAUGUUGUUGUUCAUGGAGACGAAGUUUAUUGGGAUGAUAUAGUUGGUUUGGAAGGAGCUAAGAACUCGCUCAAAGAAGCAGUUGUGUAUCCGUUUUUACGACCAGAUUUGUUCAGAGGAUUACGAGAACCAACUAGAGGGAUGCUAUUAUUUGGACCACCAGGAACUGGGAAAACCAUGUUAGCUAGAGCCGUGGCCACGGAAUCUAAUUCAACAUUUUUUAGCAUCAGUUCGUCUUCGUUAACAUCAAAGUAUCUAGGCGAAUCGGAAAAGUUAGUGAAGGCAUUAUUUUUGUUAGCAAAAAAAUUGGCUCCUCUGAUUGUAUUCAUGGAUGAGAUUGACUCGUUAUUAGGAAGUCGUACUGAAGGUGAGAUUGAAAGUACAAGAAGAAUCAAAAAUGAAUUUUUGGUGCAAUGGUCUGAAUUAUCAAGUGCAGCUGCCGGAAGAGAAACUGAUGAUGGCGAUGUGUCACGAGUUUUAAUUUUGGGAGCAACCAACUUACCAUGGUCGAUUGAUGAAGCUGCCCGAAGAAGAUUUGUUAGACGUCAAUACAUUCCAUUACCAGAAGAUGAAGCCAGAAUAUCUCAAAUCAAAAAAUUGUUGAAGUACCAGAAGAACACAUUAGAUGACUCGGAUUAUAAUAAAUUGAUCGAAUUGACAAAAGGGUUUAGUGGGAGUGAUAUUACAGCUCUAGCCAAAGAUUCCGCCAUGGGCCCAUUAAGGUCAUUGGGAGAUAAGCUUCUUUCUACGCCCACAGAACAAAUUCGUCCCAUAUGCUUAGAAGAUUUUGAAAAUAGUUUGAAAUAUAUUCGACCAAGUGUUUCUGCCGAUGGAUUAAAAGAGUAUGAAGAUUGGGCUCUGAAAUUUGGAUCAAGUGGAGCAUAA
Molecule: messenger RNA, 2487 nt
Organism: Candida dubliniensis CD36
Lineage: Eukaryota; Fungi; Ascomycota; Pichiomycetes; Serinales; Debaryomycetaceae
Gene: YTA6
Product: putative AAA family ATPase
Exons: 1
Coding region: 1-2487 (828 amino acids)
Molecular function (GO): ATP binding; ATP hydrolysis activity
Source: RefSeq, a predicted model, not a curated record